Camelina sativa (false flax) is the source of this 886-nucleotide messenger RNA. RefSeq names its product putative WRKY transcription factor 56. Gene Ontology annotation, biological process: regulation of DNA-templated transcription. Gene Ontology annotation, molecular function: sequence-specific DNA binding; DNA-binding transcription factor activity. The record is from RefSeq and is a predicted model, not a curated record. NCBI's taxonomy places the organism in Eukaryota, Viridiplantae, Streptophyta, Magnoliopsida, Brassicales, Brassicaceae.
UUAACAUAUAUUUACAUAUACGUAGUCAUCAGAGAGGGAGAGAGCGAGAGAUCUAGAUAGUGAAAAGUUUCCUAAUCAAUGGAAGGGGUUCACAACACAAACCCGAUGUUAACCCUAGAAGAAGGCGAAAACAGCAAUCCUUUUCCUUCCUUUGAUGAAAAAACCUUGAUGAUGAUGGCUCCUUCGUUAAUGUUUACCGGCGAUGCAGGUCCAUCUUCUUCUUCUUGUUCUCCAGCAAGUUUCCAUCUAUCUGCUCAGCCGGAGAACCGUCAGGGAGGUGGAGGAGAUAUGGGAGGAUUAGUGAGUAAUGAUAGCGAUCAUAGUAAUAAUCAUUGCAAUAAAGGAAAAGGAAAGAGAUCUCCGGCAAUGCAGAGGAUAGCGUUUCAUACGAGGAGUGAUGAUGAUGUUCUUGAUGAUGGUUAUCGUUGGCGAAAGUACGGUCAGAAAUCUGUAAAGAACAAUGCUCAUCCCAGGAGCUAUUACAGAUGUACAUACCACACAUGCAACGUGAAGAAACAAGUGCAGAGAUUGGCAAAAGAUCCAAACGUUGUUGUAACAACCUACGAAGGUGUUCAUAACCAUCCUUGUGAGAAGCUCAUGGAGACUCUUAGUCCUCUCCUUAGGCAACUUCAGUUCCUCUCCAGAGUUUCUGAUCUGUGAUUUGAAUGUUAACUAGUUGGUGUAAUUAUUUAAUUAUGCUUUAAUCGCUCUAUUGAGCCCUCAUCUCCCAAGAGAUAAAAUGUAUAGAAAAAAUUUGAGAUCAUAGAUGUUUAUGUUUAUUCCGAUGAUUUGUGUUUGCUUUUGAUUUGCGUCUAAUUGUCUCCUUGUUGUGAAUUGAUUGUUUAGUUUUAGCCUUUUAGGUGAACGAUCAUAUAUAGACAUUUAC